Molecule: messenger RNA, 1515 nt
Organism: Triplophysa rosa
Lineage: Eukaryota; Metazoa; Chordata; Actinopteri; Cypriniformes; Nemacheilidae
Product: mitochondrial carnitine/acylcarnitine carrier protein
Exons: 9
Coding region: 591-1502 (303 amino acids)
Biological process (GO): carnitine transmembrane transport; mitochondrial transport
Cellular component (GO): mitochondrial envelope
Molecular function (GO): O-acyl-L-carnitine transmembrane transporter activity
Source: RefSeq, a predicted model, not a curated record
AUUUUCCUUCAAUUAUAUCACAUUAGCAAAGUGUUCACAAGUAUUAAGCCUAAAUGAAUGUCUGACAGGCUUGAGUUUUAACAUUUCUGCAGUGUGAUAAUAAAUCAUUUUGAUAACUGGAGCCAGAACCUUUCUGUACUCCACGUAACUCAUAAAGUAUUGAAAUGAUUCAAGAUAUGAAAACGUUGAUUUGUUUUAUCCAGAACCGCAUCUCCACCAUUCAUUUGUAUGUGUGUAUAAUGGACUUUUGCCCGGACUGUAAUGUCGGUGUUGUUGACGCACAAUCCAGCGGCCAAUCAGGGGUCUAAAUAUGUCUUAUGUCUCCAAUACCUCAGAAGAGUGUGUCACAUUAAAGUGACAUGAAAAAUAUGCGGUGUUGGGGGACUCCAGGAGAAGGAGUGGGGAACACCGCUUCAGCAUUUACACUUACUGUUUGUGAUCCUUUUGAGAUUUCAGAUGUUAUUUCUUUAUUUUUUAUGCUGUUGUUUGAGUAGGAGCUCUAUGCUGCCCUUUAGAAGUGCUGAUCGUAUGGGAUUGAACGUGCAGCUCUGGUUAAUAGUCCACUUACUCAAAGCAGAUGGCGAGAGGAGAUGUCUUCAGUAUAUGUCAGCAUGACUGCAGUCGAGUCAGACAGAAGAGUUUCUCCUCUGAAGAACUUUGUGGCUGGAGGGGUCGGUGGUGUCUGUCUCUUAUUUGUCGGACACCCGCUGGACACUAUAAAGGUCCGCCUGCAAACACAGCACACCGCUCUCUACAGAGGAACAUAUGACUGCUUCAGAAAAACUGUGUAUAAAGAGGGAAUAUUUGGCCUAUAUAAAGGGAUGGGUGCACCUCUAGCUGGUGUGACCCCGAUGAUGGCUAUGAACUUCUUUGGUUUUGGACUGGGAAAAGAGUUCCUGCAGAGUGACCCCACAACCCCACUCACGUACGCACAGAUCUACCUGGCGGGAAUGCUGGCCGGAGUCUUCACCACUGUGAUCGUGGCACCUGGAGAGAGAAUCAAGUGUUUACUACAGAUCCAGUCCUCGGCCCGUCACAUGAAGUAUGCUGGACCUGUCGACUGUGCACUCAGACUCUAUAAACAACAGGGAUUAUGCAGUGUUUACAAAGGCACUGUGCUGACUCUUAUCAGAGACGUGCCUUCCAACGGUUUAUACUUCCUGACAUACGAGUACUUGAAAAAUGUUCUGACCCCUGAAGGAGAGAGUGUUCAUCAGCUCAGCACAUGGAGGAUUCUCCUGGCAGGUGGGACCGCUGGUGUUUUAAAUUGGCUGAUAGCGUUGCCUGCAGAUGUGCUGAAGUCAAAGUACCAAACAGAUGCUGACGGCCGUUUUCAGGGUUUAAGAGAUGUGUUGAGAACUCUGUUACAGAAGGAAGGUCCUCGGGGUCUCUACAAAGGUCUGAGCGCAGUCAUGCUACGAGCUUUUCCUGCCAAUGCCGCUUGUUUUCUGGGCUACGAGGUUGCACUCAAGUGCUUCAACUAUGUUGCUCCAGACCUCUAGUGUCCUGAUGGCG